This is a messenger RNA of Ictalurus punctatus (channel catfish), 1732 nucleotides long. RefSeq names its product polyadenylate-binding protein 1-like. The coding region runs from base 173 to 1564 and encodes 463 amino acids. The record is from RefSeq and is a predicted model, not a curated record. Gene Ontology annotation, cellular component: ribonucleoprotein complex; cytosol; nucleus. The transcript is spliced from 11 exons. Gene Ontology annotation, molecular function: poly(A) binding; poly(U) RNA binding; mRNA 3'-UTR binding. NCBI's taxonomy places the organism in Eukaryota, Metazoa, Chordata, Actinopteri, Siluriformes, Ictaluridae.
GAAUUCGAAACAGUGAACGGAACUGCAUCACAGUCCGACCCAAGAUCUGUUCCUGCACAAGAGAAAUCUAUUCAGACCUUCGAUAACCAACACAGUGACUAGCAGCAGUUAGCAGCACUUAGCAGCGAUCAGUAUUUCUCUUGUACUCCUGGAUAUUACCAUCUGUAGUAGAAUGAACCACGAAAUGAUGGCCUCACUGUAUGUGGGUGAUCUGCACCCCGAGGUGACGGAAGCCAUACUUGCGAGGACGUUCAGCCUUGCAGGCCGCGUUCACUCCAUCCGGCUCUGCAGGGACUGGAGGACCCGCUCCUCACUCAGCUACGCUUUUGUCAACUUUGAGCAGCGGGCCGAUGCUGAGCGAGCAAGGGAAAUGUUUCAUUUGGAGCUCCUUGUGGGACGGCCUAUGCGCGUCCAGUGGUCUCACAGGGAUCCAUCCAGCAUUGGAAACCUGUUCAUCAAGAACCUGGACAAGUCGAUUGACACCUUGGCCCUUUUUCACACCUUCUCGGCCUUUGGGAAGGUCCUGUCUUGCAAGGUUGUAGGUGAUGAGAAGGGGUCGGAAGGGUACGGCUACGUCCAUUUUGAGUCUGCAGAGGCAGCGGAUUUUGCCAUGAACAGGCUCAACGGCAAAGUGUUGAACAACCGUAAAGUCUUCAUUGAACGCUUUAAGUCCCGUGAGGCGCACGAGGCUCAGGUGGAACGUCAGGCUUACCCUACCCAUCAGAACAGGCAGAGGACGGCGAGCAUGCAGGCUCAGAACCUGGCUGUCUCUUUCAGCCCCAGCCAGAAAGUCGAGCCCCGCCCGGAUCUGCUCUGGGCUGCCCAGACCAUCCAGCCACAAUAUGUCCAGAAUAUACCCGAUGUGGUUCAACCUGUAUCAGUGCAUCAGCAGAUCGGUGGCACCAUCACAUCAACUAGUCAGGCACCAUGUUUGAAUGAAGAGUGUACAACCAUCAUUACACCAACACCUGAUGGUACUGUUCCAGUGACAGACACAGUGCCAACUAUAGGAACAGUUCAAUCUGUACAUAGUGUCCCACCUGUAGACACUCUUCCAAGUGUCCCCGUUGUAGAGACAGUUCCACCUGUUGAUAGUGUUUCAGGUCUAAAUUCAGCUGCAGAUGAGGUUCCAGCUCCACCUCAAGCUCCAGAUGCAGCUGAAAUAACUUCUACAUCCAUCAGUGAAGUGCAGCAGGACAAGAACACAAUGGAUGUACCCACAUAUCCACCAGCUGGGAAGCGUCUGACUAUCUACAUGUUGAAGUCAUCUCGCUUAGACGACCAGAUCCAGAUGGCGCAUGAUCACCUGUUACCUCUGGUCAAGGAAAUCCACCCGACUCAGGCUAACAAGAUCACCUGGAUGCUUUUGGAGGAUGCGAACAAUUUUGAGAUCAUAGACAUGAUUGUAUACCCUGAGCUCCUGCAUACCAAGGUGGAUGAAAUGGAUGCACUCCUGAUGGCGAGGGACACUGGAUACAAGCCGGAAACCCUGAAGAUGUUAUUUUACAACAACAAUAAGAAGAAGAACAAGAAGAGAAAGAAUAAAUGCAAUACAAUACAAUAAAACACUGCAACCAAUAUUGUACAUAUUAUAAAGUGGCCUGCCAAGCCUGGGCCUGGAGAAGUGCUUAGUUUUAAAAUCCUUAUUGUGCUUCAUGGGAGAGUGAUUUUAUAUUUAUGUUAAGUUUUAAUGAUGCUUAAGUGUCAUAAUAAAAUGUAAUUUUUAUAUUCA